Molecule: messenger RNA, 976 nt
Organism: Patiria miniata (bat star)
Lineage: Eukaryota; Metazoa; Echinodermata; Asteroidea; Valvatida; Asterinidae
Product: COP9 signalosome complex subunit 7b-like
Exons: 7
Coding region: 75-947 (290 amino acids)
Biological process (GO): COP9 signalosome assembly
Cellular component (GO): COP9 signalosome
Source: RefSeq, a predicted model, not a curated record
UUUUGCAAGUGCUGAAAAUUCACUGUUCAUCUGAAAAUCAACAAGAAGCAUCUGAUCUUACAGCGUAUCUGUCAAUGAAAACUCAUCUACCGCCCAAGCAGCCAAUCAUGGACCAGCUCAACGCUCAAGCCACGCCCCUUCAGGCAGGCUCCACCCACCAGCCCCUGGAGCAGUUCCUCCUAUUGGCCAAGUCCACCAAGGGGGCGGCCGUGGUGGCGCUCAUCAAGCAGGUCUUGGAGGCCCCUGGGGUGUAUGUGUUUGGGGAGCUGCUGGAAAUGCCCAACGUCCAGGAGCUGGCCAACGGCCCAAAUGCAUCUUACCUUGCUGCAUUGAACCUCUUUGCCUAUGGAACAUAUCAAGAAUACAACGAGAAUACCAACCAGUUUCCAGAUCUGUCCCCCGUCGCUCUCACCAAGUUGAGACAUCUAACGGUGGUGACGUUAGCUGCCAAAUCCAAGCACAUCCCCUACCCUGUGUUUGCUCAAGAGCUAGACAUGAAGAACCUGCGAGAACUUGAGGACUUAAUCAUAGAGACCAUCUAUGCUGACGUGAUACGCGGCAAGCUGGAUCAGAAGAACCAAGAAUUGGAGAUAGACUACGCCAUCGGCAGGGACACUAAGCCUGAGGUGGUGGCGGACAUAGUCAAUGUCUUACAGGAAUGGUGCGACGGUUGCGAAGCAGUACUGGGCAACAUCGAGGAUCAGAUCCUACGAGCCAACAAGCACAGGGAACACUGCGUCAAGACAAAACAACAGAUUGAACAAGAGGUUGCAAGUAUCAAGAAGGCCAUCAAGGCCUCAUCGUCGUCAACCUCGCAAGACGUGGAAGAGCAACACAUGGCAGCCGACACACGGGAAAUGGAGGUACAAGCGACGAAGCCGGUCAAGAAGUCAUCCAAAAUUAAAGGGUUAAGGGGAAGUGGAAAGCUCUGGACGAAGUCAAACUGAGACUGUAUUUACUUUAGUCCUGUAAAAAA